AUGGAUCCAAUGGCUGAUGAGCAAUUAGACUAUGGAGACGAGGAAUUCGGAGGAGCUCAAAAGCCUCAGUAUCAUGAAGGAGGAGCAAUUCCUGCACUUGCAGAGGAUGAAAUGAUAGGUGAGGAUGAUGAAUUUGAUGAUCUUUACAAUGAUGUAAAUGUUGGAGAGGGCUUCCUGCAGCUGCAGCGGUCAGAGGCACAAGUGCCAUCUGUUGGUGUGGGCAGCGGGGGUCCAGGGGGAUUUCAAGAUCAGAAAACCAUCAUUCCUGAACCUAGAGCAGGAGCUAUGGUAUCACAAGAGGUUGGCAUUCCCAGUGUUGCAACCGAAGGGAAGUACAUAAAUGCAGGGCCCCAAUUCCCUGAGCAGAAGGGAGGGCUUACUGUUUCUAGAGGACCAGAACUGGGAGUUGUUGAUGUGUCACAAAAAGGAAGGGUUCCGGAAAUGACUCAUGGUUCUCAGGCAGGAAAUUUGGGGUUUCAAGGACAGAUGCCUAUUCCCCAAAGAACUGGGGUUGGUUCUGUUGAUGUGCCGGGAAAAGCUGUAAAUGAGUCUGCACCAUUAGUAAAUUCUGGUACAGGUGCCCCAAGAGGUAAUCCGCAAAUGCCAGCUAAUCAAAUGGGUACAAAUGUAGAUGUGAAUGUUAACCGCCCCGCUGUCCAUGAAAGUCAAAUGCGGCCUGCUGCGGAGAAUGGUGUUACCAUGCUUUUUGUGGGGGAACUGCAUUGGUGGACCACUGAUGCAGAGCUUGAGAGUGUGUUAUCUCAAUAUGGUAGGGUCAAGGAGAUCAANUCUCUCGAAUUGUGCGAAUCAUUCGUCUAUUUUAAUCACCACACGGUUCCUGUUGUUGAGUAG
Messenger RNA from Ilex paraguariensis (yerba mate), 852 nucleotides. NCBI's taxonomy places the organism in Eukaryota, Viridiplantae, Streptophyta, Magnoliopsida, Aquifoliales, Aquifoliaceae. The record is from the annotation of a GenBank genome assembly.